AUGGAUAUCAAGGUUGCGAAAAAGAAAGAUGACCCUGAAGCAUUCACCAGCCCUUGCACAAUUAGGACGCAUGAAUUUGCAAGAGCUCUAUAUGACCUUGGUGCGAGUAUCAACUUAAUUCCUUUUGUCAUGUACAAUAAUAUUAGAUUGAAUACCCCUACAUGGACCUCUAUGUUACUUCUCAUGGAGGACCGUUCCAUCAAAAGCCGGUGGGAACUUUGUUUUAUGUCCUUGUCAAGGUGGACAAGUUUAUUCUCUCAGUGGACUUUGUGGUAUUGGAUUCUGAAAUGGAGAAAAAAGGUACCUAUCAUCCUUAGACAUCCUUUCUUGGUCAUCGGGAGAGCUAUUGUUGAUCUAGAGAUGAAGGAGAUGAAUUUUAGCGUGCAAGAGGAUGAAGUCUCUUUUAAAAUUUACAAGUCAAAGAAACAAACUGCUGAACUUCAACUAGUAUCCAUGGUAGAUGUUGAAGAUGAAAAGAUAAAUGAGGAGGGGUUUGAAGACCCACCUUGA
Molecule: messenger RNA, 510 nt
Organism: Capsicum annuum
Lineage: Eukaryota; Viridiplantae; Streptophyta; Magnoliopsida; Solanales; Solanaceae
Exons: 1
Coding region: 1-510 (169 amino acids)
Source: RefSeq, a predicted model, not a curated record